CCAGCGAAUCACUUUUGUUCGACGAGCUUGCUCACGCUCUCCCAGACAAGAUUUGCGACCAGGUCUCUGAUGCCAUCGUGAGUCGCGCCGGCGCCUCCAAAAAUCAUCAACCACAAUAUUCACACCUUUCCACAGCUCGAUGCUUGCCUGGAGCAGGACCCAUUCUCCAAGGUUGCUUGCGAGACCGCUUCCAAGACCGGAAUGAUCAUGGUCUUCGGUGAAAUUACCACCAAGGCCUCUAUCGACUACCAGAAGGUCAUUCGUGAGACCAUCAAGCAGAUUGGCUACGAUGAUUCCUCAAAAGGCUUCGAUUACAAGACCUGCAACAUCCUUGUCGCCAUCGAGCAGCAAUCGCCGGAUAUCGCCCAGGGUCUCGACCACGGUUCCCUCGAGGACCUCGGUGCUGGUGACCAAGGCAUCAUGUUCGGCUACGCGACUGAUGAGACUGAAGAGUGCAUGCCUCUCACCAUCGUUCUCGCGCACAAGCUCAACGCCGCUCUCGCCCUCGCCCGCCGCACUGGUGCUCUUCCAUGGCUCCGCCCCGACUCCAAGACCCAGGUCACGAUCGAGUACAAGAAGGAUGGAGGUGCCACCAUCCCUCUCCGUGUCGACACCGUCGUCGUCUCCACCCAGCACUCCGAGGACAUCACCACCGAGGAACUCCGCCACGAGAUCCUCGAGAAGGUUGUUAAGAAGGUUAUCCCCGCCCACCUUCUCGACGACCGCACCAUCUACCACGUAAGUUCGUUCUAAUGU
Molecule: messenger RNA, 756 nt
Organism: Phanerochaete carnosa HHB-10118-sp
Lineage: Eukaryota; Fungi; Basidiomycota; Agaricomycetes; Polyporales; Phanerochaetaceae
Exons: 1
Coding region: 202-753 (183 amino acids)
Biological process (GO): S-adenosylmethionine biosynthetic process
Cellular component (GO): cytosol
Molecular function (GO): ATP binding; methionine adenosyltransferase activity
Source: RefSeq, a predicted model, not a curated record